This is a messenger RNA of Dimorphilus gyrociliatus, 1014 nucleotides long. NCBI's taxonomy places the organism in Eukaryota, Metazoa, Annelida, Polychaeta, Dinophilidae. The record is from the annotation of a GenBank genome assembly.
GAAUGUUUUUCUAAGUAAUCGUGUGUGUGUCAGAGAGUAAUGUACAAAAUUUUCUUGGUUAUCGUCUUUAUUGAGACAUUUGGAAUAGUGAUACGGGGGUAUGAUCUUAUAUUUUAAUUUCUAAAAUAUAUGAACUUUGUUCAAGUAGGCUAUGUUCAAUAUUAUAUUCUAUUUUAUUCAGUCAUGUAUUAUCGCUCAUUAUGAACAGUCGGCAACAAUAUACACCUGUGUAUUCUGUUAUAUAGAGCAAAAUAUUACGAUGUUAUGCAUGGAGCCUACAAAAACUGUUAUCCUUGUGAUGAAUGGAAAUAUAGAGAUGACAAAUGCACAGGACCUUUAUACGCCUGCACAGAAGAAUAUGUUUGCGAUGAAGUUCUAAUGGAGAAUAGUAAAAAAGAAUUAGCUUUUCAAAGGCUAAAGAUGUUUGAAACUGCGACUAUACUGUGCUCAAAUGGAAAACGCUUACAGGCAAACUGCGUUCCACAAUCUGAGCACGAUCUAAUUCAACAUUACAACUUGACGAAGGACUGCAAAACUAUAUCUCGAAGAAUUUCGGAUGAGCAAACUAAGAAAAAUGAAUACAAUGGCACUAUUUGUUCCGUAGAUUGCAAAGUGGACGAUAAUUUCAUUGAUAAUCAGCUUUGGUUUUACGUCAUUGCCGUUGGAUUUUUUGGAGGGAUAAUUUUAAGCACUGUCGUUGUCAUUGCUUAUUGGAUGUGCCAGAAAUUUAAAUAUAACACUGGUGAAGGGUCAGUUUUACGCGCUUCAAUAAAUGGUACAAACGAUACAUAUCAAAAUGGAGAUGCAAAUUAUGAAAUUUCCAGCCAGUCCUUACUAGCCUCUGAGAGAGUGGACUCUAGCAACUUUCGAAGACAAAUGUCAUCAGAUAGUGAAUCUCGAGAAAAUAGGCAGAAUUCCGUGCAAACCACUUGUACUGGUCCAGGUCAUUCAGCUUGCGAUAACCCAUCUGACAUCUGGCAUGCCUUCCCUGUAAAUAGAUCAAGAGAAGAUUAG